Messenger RNA from Rhipicephalus microplus (southern cattle tick), 795 nucleotides. Its product is annotated as very long chain fatty acid elongase AAEL008004 pseudogene. The record is from RefSeq and is a predicted model, not a curated record. Lineage: Eukaryota; Metazoa; Arthropoda; Arachnida; Ixodida; Ixodidae.
AUGUCCUCUCCGCUAACGCAGCUGCGCAAGGGCCACUGGUUGCCACCGCGAGACCCGCGGACUGUGGAUUGGAAACUUGCCGGCAACGUGCCGUUCAUCACGACAGUAAUACUGUUUUACAUCUACGUAGUGAAGUUCGUCGGGCCCCGCUUUAUGAAGGGGAGAGAGCCUUUCAAAUGUUUGCGGCCUCUCAUCAUGGUCCACAACGCGGCCAUGAUCGUAGUCAACGUGUACUUCUUGUUCGCAAUCGGGUCCCGUACUCACUUCGGUGGCGGUGCCAGCUUCUUCUGUCAGGGGCUCGACCUAAGCGGCUCCACGACCAGCAUCGAGGUAGCGGAUCUGCUUUGGUGGUACCUAUGGUUCCGCAUCAUCGACUUUUUGGACACUGUGUUCUUCGUACUCCGCAAGAAGGACUCUCACGUUUCUGUGCUGCACGUCGGGCACCACGUCAUGGUCGUCUUCACCGGCUGGUUCGGCCUGACCUACGGCCCUGAUGGCCAGGCCGUGCUCAUGGUUCACGUUAACACGUUUGUGCACGUCGUGAUGUACACCUACUACUUUCUGACGCUGCUGGGCCCCCGCUUCAUGCGCUACCUCUGGUGGAAGCGCUACUUGACUCAGCUGCAGAUUGCCCAGUUCAUUUUCAUGCUGGUGCAUGCGCCCAUACCCCUGUUUGUCGACUGUGGCUAUCCGCCGGCACAGGUGCUUGUCAUCAUGAGUCAAGUGGCCUUCUAUUUUGUCAUGUUUGUGCGCUUUUACAUGCAGGCCUACAGGAAACGUGCGAAGGCUGUCUGA